Messenger RNA from Babesia microti strain RI, 633 nucleotides. Its product is annotated as Probable nicotinate-nucleotide adenylyltransferase. Gene Ontology annotation, cellular component: cytoplasm. Bases 1 to 633 code for a protein of 210 amino acids. The transcript is spliced from 4 exons. Gene Ontology annotation, biological process: NAD+ biosynthetic process. NCBI's taxonomy places the organism in Eukaryota, Apicomplexa, Aconoidasida, Piroplasmida, Babesiidae. The record is from RefSeq and is a predicted model, not a curated record. Gene Ontology annotation, molecular function: nicotinate-nucleotide adenylyltransferase activity.
AUGAUGAUUCCUAAAUACGACUAUUGUAUUUAUGGAGGUUCAUUUAAUCCCGUAACCGUGGGUCACAUGCUAGUGCUAAACGCAGUAUACUCCACUUGCGUUGCCAAGGAAUACCUAAUCAUGCCAUGCAAUGUGAAUGAUCUGAAAAAACAUCUUGUAGACCCUAUCCAUAGGAUAAAUCUAUUGAAUAUCGCAUUAAAGCAGAAUUUCCCUGGGGCCGACAACAUAUCGGUCACCGAUUUUGAGACAAAAUACGAAGGACCUAGCGAAAGUUACAUAACGCUACAAAGGCUAAGGGACGAAUAUCCUGGAAAAUCAUUUGUAUUUAUAAUUGGAAGUGAUGUAUUGCAUCAAAUGCCAAAAUGGCCAAUGGGAUUACAAUUUGCCCAAAAUGCGGAUUUUAUCAUUGCAACCCGAAAUGGAUAUCCAAUCGAGGAUAGUGAUUUAGCUAUACUCAAUAAGUAUUACUUGUUAGAUGAUUUGUUAAGGGAUGCAAACAAAAAAAACAAAACAUCUAACGCAUCAUCCACAGAGGCAAGGAGGCUUAUUUCUAUUGGUGAUAGAAUGCGAUUGAGUGAACUUCUGACUGAUGACGUAAUAAAAUAUAUUGAUGAUAAAAAACUUUAUGUGUAA